This is a messenger RNA of Aspergillus fumigatus Af293, 990 nucleotides long. Its product is annotated as putative N-acetyltransferase family protein. Bases 1 to 990 code for a protein of 329 amino acids. The transcript has 3 exons. The record is from RefSeq and is a predicted model, not a curated record. Gene Ontology annotation, molecular function: acetyltransferase activity. NCBI's taxonomy places the organism in Eukaryota, Fungi, Ascomycota, Eurotiomycetes, Eurotiales, Aspergillaceae.
AUGGCAUCGCCGCCGUCUACUUAUACUCCCGAUCAGAUAGAGGCCUAUCUGCAGCGCAUUGGGUACGCCGACUCCGCCAGCACAUCUGGAAACACCAGGCACCAACAUCUCCAACAAUGCAUCGAGAAAGAUCCGCUAGCCGCAUUGACCGAACUGCAGAGGCGACACCUGGGCGCCAUCCCGUGGGGCAAUUCAGGUCUGCACUACUCCCAACUCCGCGCCAUCUCCAUCCAUCCAGCGAGUGUAUUUGAAAAGUUGGUCGUUCGCAAACUAGACGGGUACUGCAUGGAAAACACCAACCUGCUUUAUGUCGUCCUACGGUCAUUGGGGUACCAGGUCUAUCCUACGGGAGGCCGAGUUAGUCGCGCGGCUGCGGCUGGGAGCAAUGCGGUGGUCGGAUACCAGGCGCUUGUCGCGUUCGCUGACGAAGGGCGCAGUGGACAUAUGGUUCUAAUCGUGACCAUUGGCGGCCAGAAGUACAUGGUCGACGUUGGAUUCGGCAGUAAUUGCCCUACCAGUCCACUGCCAAUGAAGGAAAACGAGGUCACGGUCUGUAUUGCGCCCAGCGAGAUGCGUCUGAUCAAGGACAGCAUCCCCGAACUCGUCGACAGGAGCCAGAAGCUCUGGAUCUACCAGGUCAGGUAUAACCCGGAAAGCGAAUGGAUACCGAUGUACUCCUUCUCGGAAGUUGAAUUCCUUCCACAGGACUUUGGUGUGAUGAACUUUGCGACAAGCAAGAAUCCGACCAGCUGGUUUACCCAGGCGUUCGUCUGCACCAAGGUGAUUCUGAGUGAGGACGGACUCGAACCCCGGGGUAUAUAUGUGAUGUCAGGAAAAGAAGUCAAGAAAAGGCUGGGUAAGGAGACACAAGUCGUGGCCACACUAGCAAAUGAAAAUGAUCGGAGACAAGCGCUGGCGAAGUACUUUGAUAUGCACUUCCAGGAUUAUGACGUUGAAGGAAUACAGGGCUUGAGCUCCCAGAUCAAAUAG